AUGGCAGGGCAGCCCAACAUCUCCUCCAUCCUAGCUAAUCUAGGUGGACAGCAGCCGAAUGCUCGACCAAUUUAUCCCCCAAUGCCACAACAGCCCCAAUCCCAGCCAUUUCUGCCUCAAUAUCCUCCUCACCCUCAACCGCAGCCGUCAUAUCCUCCACCAUAUCAGGUUCCGCAGCCAUCUGUUAUGCCCCAACCCAAAGGCUCGGGAAUGAUAAAUCUUUAUGAUAUAAAGCCCGUCAGUUCGGGUUCGGUGAACCUUGAGAGCGUGCCUGCCGCAAGACCAUCGUAUCAUGCUGUUAACCCCCAAUCCGGGUAUGCUCCAAGAAGAUCGCGAUCUAGAUCUCCAUUACGAUCAAGCAUAGAUCACUACCACAGUGGCCAAGACUCAUACCGUGCAGACCGCUGGAUUGAUCCGCAAGUAGCUCGCGUGCGUGAUAUGUCUCCAGUCCUGCGAGAUUCCUCCAAGCAGCGGCAAUCGCCUUUGACAGGUAGACGCAUCUCUGGCCCUGGUUCGUCAUCUGGCAAUGAUACUCAUACGGAGGCUGUGAUGAUAGACUCAUCCUCGGUGGGCUUGGUCAUUGGACGGCAAGGUGAAAAUAUGAGAAAGCUCGAAGCUAAUACGCGAACAAGAAUCCAAUUUGCUCCAGCUGCUGAAAGCAAGGGCCUGAUGCGUCGAUGCACAAUCACCGGCAGCAGAGAGGCAAUUGAGAAUGCUAUCAAUGAAAUCAACCGCACGAUGGAAGAGCAUGACCAUGCAGCCAAUGUCAGUUCAAGUAGAGCACCUCCCCCGCCUGGCCGGAAUCUCGAGGCUUCUCUGAACGGGGCGCGAAACUCUCCUGCUGCCAAAGAAGGAAAUACCCUCGUUAUCAUGGUCCCAAGCAAGACCGUCGGAUUGAUUAUUGGCAAGGGCGGCGAAAGCAUCAAAAGUAUCCAGGAUCGGAGCCAUUGCCAUGUGAACAUCAUGCCCGAAGAUCAAAAUGUCAAUGGAAUGAGACCAAUUCAUCUGAUUGGUACUUCACAACAGGCCGGCAUAGCUCGCAACAUUAUCAUGGAUAUUGUUCAUAACGAUUCCAAAGCUCUUCCGCAGGAAACAGCCGCCUCCAGAGAAGGCGUGAACGCAAUGGCUUUAGGGAUCCGUGGCGGCAACGAGAAGACAACCGUCAACAUCCUUGUGCCAUCCGAAGCUGUUGGCAUGAUCAUCGGCAAAGGUGGGGAGUCUGUGCGUGAUAUGCAAGAUGUGACGAGCUGUAAAAUCAAUGUUUCACAACCAUCUGGACGAGAUGUCCAACGUGACAUUGAGCUGAUAGGCUCACGUACAUCGAUUGAGCAGGCAAAAGCCGCCAUAAUGGAGAAAGUUCGCGCUGUGAAGGAGAAGAACAACAGCCGUAAUGGAGGCCAAGCGCCUCGUAUUGACUCACCCCACAUCUCAAACAUUCCUAGGGAGGUUCCAAUUCCACAAUCACAACCGCUUCUCGAAGAAAGCGAGCCUCCUGGUGGGCACGAGGCAUAUGCCGCUUACGGAGGCUAUCAGAACUAUGUUGCAUUGUGGUACGCAAGUACUCAGGGCAAGCAAGCCCAACAGAAUCCGUCUGCUCCGUCCUAUGGCGCUCCUGGGCCUUCUUACUCGUGA
Messenger RNA from Bacidia gigantensis, 1632 nucleotides. RefSeq lists its product as uncharacterized. Gene Ontology annotation, cellular component: cytoplasm; nucleus. Gene Ontology annotation, biological process: regulation of gene expression. Gene Ontology annotation, molecular function: mRNA binding. The transcript has 3 exons. The record is from RefSeq and is a predicted model, not a curated record. NCBI's taxonomy places the organism in Eukaryota, Fungi, Ascomycota, Lecanoromycetes, Lecanorales, Ramalinaceae. The coding region runs from base 1 to 1632 and encodes 543 amino acids.